Molecule: messenger RNA, 822 nt
Organism: Tribolium castaneum (red flour beetle)
Lineage: Eukaryota; Metazoa; Arthropoda; Insecta; Coleoptera; Tenebrionidae
Product: protein IMPACT-B
Exons: 4
Coding region: 1-768 (255 amino acids)
Biological process (GO): GCN2-mediated signaling; regulation of translational initiation
Cellular component (GO): cytoplasm
Molecular function (GO): protein binding
Source: RefSeq, a predicted model, not a curated record
AUGGAUAAUUUAGCGGAACAGUGUGAGGAACUUGAAGCUUUGAAAUCUAUUUACGAUGAUAACUGGCGGCUGGAGACGGACACGAAUUGUUAUAGCAUUCAAAUUAAUCCCAACGUUAAAUUAUUCAUAACUUUGAAUGAUGAUUAUCCGUCAAGCAAGCCCCCAAGUUUUGAGUUAUUGGCUCCUACAUUAACGUCAGAGCAGAAGCAGCUAAUUUCCGAUGAAUUUGGUAACAUUUACGAAAGUAGCCAGGGAAGCCCUAUUCUGUUUCAGUGGAUUGAAAAGUUAAAGGAAAUUGUGGACGAGUGUUCAGAAGUUUUAAGUGCUCCACAGCCAGAAGUUUUAAAUGGCGAAGUUGAAGAGAAACAAGUCAGGAAGGAAACUUUUUUACAAGUGAUACAUGGGGAUAUUAUACAAGACAGAAAAAGUGUUUUUCAGGGUCACAUGGCUCGGGUUCACUCAUUAGAAGAGACAAGAGAAUUUAUGAAUUUUUUACUUGAUAAUAAAAAAAUUGCUCAAGCAACUCAUAACAUCUCAGCUUAUAGAAUUUUGACUUCUCAGGGAACCAUUCUCCAAGACUGCGAUGACGAUGGUGAAACGCACGCCGGAGGGCGUGUUUUACAUUUAUUACAAAUUUUGAAUGUAACCAAUGUGAUGGUGGUUGUUUCUAGAUGGUAUGGGGGCAUCCAGCUGGGUCCUGACAGAUUCAAGCAUAUAAAUAAUGCGGCAAGACAAGUUUUAGUCCAAGGAGGUGUUUUACCAUCAUGAUUUUUAUUGUUAACAAGUUACUACAAUACAGAAAUAAAUUCAUUGCUCGUUUAA